Coffea eugenioides is the source of this 530-nucleotide messenger RNA. Its product is annotated as 40S ribosomal protein S29-like. Bases 233 to 406 code for a protein of 57 amino acids. The transcript has a single exon. Gene Ontology annotation, molecular function: structural constituent of ribosome; zinc ion binding. Gene Ontology annotation, biological process: translation. The record is from RefSeq and is a predicted model, not a curated record. Lineage: Eukaryota; Viridiplantae; Streptophyta; Magnoliopsida; Gentianales; Rubiaceae. Gene Ontology annotation, cellular component: cytosolic small ribosomal subunit; ribosome.
AUCUCCUCCUCCUGGACAACCUCACCCCUGAGUUUAAAUCAGUAUCAGAAUUUACAGCCGCAAUCUCAAGGGAUUCAACUUCAACUUGAGAAAGAAACCCCGUCGGCUUGAGUCUGGUGCCACCCCACACAAAGUUCCUUAAAUCUGCCUCCUGCGCCUUCAGUAAUUAGGGUUGGCUUUGGCAGAAAUUAGCAGCCGCUGAAAGCUUGAUAGAGAGGAAGACGAUAUCAAGAUGGGACACUCCAACAUCUGGAAUUCUCACCCUAAGAACUACGGCCCUGGCUCUCGCACCUGCCGUGUGUGUGGAAACUCCCGUGGUAUUAUCAGAAGGUAUGGCCUGAUGUGCUGCAGACAAUGCUUCCGCAGCAAUGCUAAGGAGAUUGGAUUCAUUAAUAAGUAUCGUUGAAGGAAAAGGUCGUUGCCUCCUUGCUAGUGGAUUUUGUUAAGCAAGCUGCCGUUAGAGAUAAAUGGAUCCCAAGUUGUUAUUUGCUUUGUAUUUUGAACAAUUUUGGCUGUUCUAAUUUGUCAUU